AUGUCGACCAACCUCCUCUGGCCGACGAAGCUUUUCUUCUAUCCUGUUGGGAACACAGCCGCCAUCUGCCUCACGCAAGAUCUUCCUCCAGGGCAGGCGGCGGACGUGCUUCUCCUAGGCUGUGGUGAUCCCCGGAACAUACUCUACACACUGUUCGCGGAUCUUAAACCCGACAGUCAAGGUGACAGACAGCUCGAUAUCACCUGUUGUGAUCACGAGCCAGCCAUAUUGGCUCGCAACAUCGUGCUCUUCACCCUCAUCACCGACGGGAAGGAGUCCGAUUUCAUCUUCAAUAUCUUCUACCAUAUAUUCAUCGAUGAUCAGUCUGUCGAUCUCCUUGCACGUCGAAGCCGCCAACUCGCGGAUGCUUCGACGAGUAUGGAGGCGUGGUCAAAAUCAGAGUAUGGAUCGUACAUGCACAUCCUUGCAUCGCACACGCUGUCAGAACUCCACCACUUGUGGAGUCUCUAUGCGGGGUUCGUGCGCCUUGACUCAAGCCGGAUUGCGACACUUCGCCGCGAUUUCAAGAACUUGGCUCGACGCCAAGAGUCUGGCGUCAACAUGUCCGCGCUCCGCUCUGCGGGCCCCGUGUUCAUGGAGGCUGCGGAAGCUGUAUGGGAGAUGGAAGCGCAGUUUUGGAAGACGGGAACUACAUUUUCGUCAAAUGAAGCCCUCGAUGGAGCGAAGAACGUGAACCCCCUUUUCGCGUAUUCCCGCCAGGGAGAGACCAUUAAUCCCCACUACGGCACGUUCCCUCCCCAGGGGUUUCACCUAUUCGAUGCCUUCGCGCCAGUCUCACCAUCUCCGAACAUCUCCUGGGAGAAGGGCGACGUGCGGGCCUCAAUACUAGCACAGUUUCGAUGCUGGAGUGAUUCGUUCAGGGCGAGGGUCCAGGACAAAACAUCUUCGAAGUUGUUCCUUCGAUUUUACACAGGAGAUGCCCUACUGUUUUGUCGUGCACUCGAAUAUCGCGCCCGGACCGGCGAUAGCACCCCCGCCUUACCCGUUGGUCUCUGGAGUUCUGGGGAACUUAUCUUGCUUGCCGAUCGCUCUUCGACACCGUCCUCUCCCGCUUUCCCCUGCAAAUUCGACGUUAUCGACUCGUCUAACUUAAAUGACCAUUUGGGCCUCGUCAACGUCCUUACAGUCACGCAACCGCUCAUGAAGGAAGACAGUGGUAGCAAGGCAGUACUAUACACAGAGACUCUCCUCCAGCAUUCUGACGAACCAAGCGUCGGGCUUCGCAACGCUUUAGGAGUCGAUAUCACAGCUAUGGCUCUCUUGGUGGGCCUUUCUCCCCGCCCCUGCCUGACGGGGUUCUCGACCCAGUCCUGUGCACACGAGUUGCUUGUCCAUGAGUUUGGAGAGAUGCUUCGGACGGAGACACAAAAUCGCACAAGCCAGUUCCACGAACGCCUGGUUUGGGUUAACCCUGCGCACGGGGACAUGUCCAACGCCGAGAUUCCCACUCCGUGUUUUAGUGUGAUCCCCCUCGCCCAACUUCUUUUCGAGGUCUACACGAAUAUGUUCGAUAAUGAAUGCCUGACCAGUAUCAUGGCCGCCCGCUCCCGCUUGGCGCUCGAGCGUCUGCAUAGAGAUCACUACGGGCGCCACUCCUUUGUCACGUUGUUAGCAUUGCUACGUCGACGACUCAUCAUCCAGGACGGCACCUGGGGGGACGUCUUCGGGUCGCUAUUGAAUUUAGUUGAACGCGAUCCCCACUGGUGGAUUCGUUCUUCCUCUUACCAGGAACUCUGCCUUCAACUACAUCUCUUCGGCCUCUACACGGUCGACCCUUUGACCUCACGAUGGCGCGAAUUGGCCAUGUCGCACCCGCCCAUGAGCUUGUUUAAGGAUUGGAAAGAUGUCGGGCCAGUCGUAUGUAUCGCCCUCACAGUCCCGAGGUCAGCGUUGCUGCCAUUGAUCGAGCUUGGCGACUCCUCGCCGACAAUCAUGGUGCAGCUUUGGUCCGGGAUGUACGUGAACGCCUUCUUGGCUAUUAACGCAGUCCCAGGAAGGAUCGUCGACUCUCCGGGUGGACAGCAUUGCGCGGUCAUCGCUGAAGAUCCGAGAGGACUGAAGGAUGCUUCCCAUGUCGUAUUCACGUUUUGGGCGCCGACGUGGAUAGUCGUGGCUGCGGGCCUCACCGUAGCGCUCUGCCUAAAGCCCAACCCUAUCAUCAGCGUCAAGUUCGUGAAGUCCCUCGGUAUAGAACUUGAACUGUUUAGCGCCCCUGUGAACGACAGUACGCACGUGAGGGUCCUCCGGAACCGGCCCAAUUGCACGAACGAACUGGAGAAGGUUGCAGUCAGCGCUCGCGAUCACACUCGGAGGGCGUCUUCGUACAGCAUCAUCGUCGGAAUGGAACAGAACGAGGUCAAAAAGCUGACGGGACAUAUACCUAUCUCGGACGUAGGCGUGGGUCAAGCGCUGGGGAAUGGUGCUAUCGUGGCCGCAAAACAGCAAUCGCCCUGCACGAUGAUGAUUUCCGUCGGGGUGUCCGAUUUUUCCAUCAAGUUUCCGUAUCCCGUGGAUGGGUCCAAGAUGAGAUUGCGUGUAGCAAGAAAGUCCCGCUACGUAGAGGUCGUGGUUCCUCCUUGUGGCGCAUUAGGUGGAGGUGGAUAUGCUUUGAACCCGUUUCCCGUCGCCGGAAGGACCUCAUGGAGCGUUCAUCAAAUCGCCUUGGAUCGUUUGACCACCCUGGACGUGUCCAAUCGGAAGAUGUUGAUGCCAUGGCUCGAGCAGCUCCUUGCCGUACAGCUAUCCAACCGCGAGCGCGCCUCUGAGUCUUCGCCAAAGACAGAGGCCGUAGCGUCCGAGGUGCUUGGAGAGGUGAAGACGACCAUCAAUUCGUUCUUCGCUGAGUACUGCGGCAUGAAAGGGCCGAAGCGCCGCGUCUUCGCAAUUGCCGAUUCCGAGGUCGGAAAUCUCUACAUGUUCGUUUUCGUCGAUCGGAUCCGGAUUGACUCGGCCGCGUUCACUGUCGUAAUAGACGGCGCUAUCCUCCCUGUGAAUCGCGAAAACGCGGCGGGCGUGUUGCGGGCUUAUGGUGUUUUCACCCGCCAUCCCGGAAGCGUUACGACAAGGAUCCACACGUCGCGUGCGGAAGAGGUGAUGUGGAGGAAGAUGCUUCCUGCGCUCGUGGAACGGUGCAGGACGUGGGAGCACGGACCGAAUUGCGAGUACAUUGCCAGCGGUCGAAUUCCGUUGAGCGACGAACCGGGCGGGCCGACCAUUUGCAACUGCGGACGAGAUCGUCACCUUCCCAAGGGCCUCCAGAGCCAGGACAACCUGCGAGCUCUACUGCGACACGCCACACGGGUCGCAAUCUCUCCUCUGUACGCGAUGCCGUACGUGGAACCCGUCAGCGUCAUGCGCGCAGGAGCGUUGCAGGACGCUCGGGGUACUAGGGAUGACGCUUGCAUAGCAUGUCAAGGGCCUGGAAAGCCGAGGCUACUCAUUUGUAGCAGGUGUAAGAAGGUGCGCUACUGCUCACCUGAGUGCCAGAGGAAGGACUGGAAGGCGGGGCACAAGCUGUUGUGCGAGUCAACAAAGUAG
Punctularia strigosozonata HHB-11173 SS5 is the source of this 3558-nucleotide messenger RNA. RefSeq lists its product as uncharacterized. Gene Ontology annotation, cellular component: nucleus. The transcript is spliced from 4 exons. The coding region runs from base 1 to 3558 and encodes 1185 amino acids. Gene Ontology annotation, biological process: regulation of transcription by RNA polymerase II. Gene Ontology annotation, molecular function: DNA-binding transcription factor activity, RNA polymerase II-specific. The record is from RefSeq and is a predicted model, not a curated record. Lineage: Eukaryota; Fungi; Basidiomycota; Agaricomycetes; Corticiales; Punctulariaceae.